Molecule: messenger RNA, 2751 nt
Organism: Lucilia cuprina (Australian sheep blowfly)
Lineage: Eukaryota; Metazoa; Arthropoda; Insecta; Diptera; Calliphoridae
Product: probable serine/threonine-protein kinase DDB_G0276461
Exons: 2
Coding region: 95-1486 (463 amino acids)
Source: RefSeq, a predicted model, not a curated record
CAAAAAUCAAUUUUCUUAAAAUUUUUUUUUAGUUAAAAUUUAAUAAUUUCCAAAUUCUUUAUAAUAUCAGAAAAAAUCUUUAUAAAAAUUUACAAUGAGUUUAAAUCGUGGCAGAAAUGUUUUCACUUUGGGAAAUUUUCAAUUGGCUUCGAAUUGUAUAACAAAACGCUCAAAGACUAGCGAUCCAUUUGAAAGAGAUCCCUUCAAAAUUCAAUCCUAUAACUUUCGUUAUGCCGAUAGGCCCACAUUUCCCAUAGCAGCUGUACAGCCAAGAGUUAUCCAGCAAGCAGACACUUCAAAGAAAUGUCAAACCUAUUUUUAUAAUCAGAAUUUUCCCUCUACAAAGAAUUCUAAUGGACCCACUACAAGUCAUUUAACAAACGAAGAGAGAACUUUAAAUUUAAGUAAAUUUCAAGAAUAUCGCAGAAGAAAAUUUCUACAAGAACCAGCAGCAGGAUCCAAAAAAAGUUCUCAUGAAAGUAAAGUUUUGAAUUUAUAUUAUGGCAAAGACCAAGAUAUUCCCUUAACUUCAACUAAAACUUAUAAUUUAACUUGUCCCAACAUCAAUUAUAAUAUUCUCCGAAAUUCUUCUCAAGCCUCGGUAAGAAAUUGUUGCAAAUCGGAUUCUACCAAACCAAACACCUCUAACAGGGCUCAUCAAUCUUUGGCUUCUUCAACACGUGAUCUAACAAAUAUUGUCAAUCGUAGUAGACGCAGCCUUAGUUCGGGUUGUGAAAUCAAUAUAAACAUCAAAAGUUUAGACAAUACAUCUUUACAAGAUAGUGUUAAUAUCAAAAUAGAGACCGAUUCUAUAUAUAGAAAUUUAAAUGAACCUCAAAAACGAAACUCUUACAAUUCGCUACAAAACAAAAGCCGAUUGAAUGCAUCGCAAAGCUUUGUUAUAGACAAAAAAUUGUCUAAAUUCUCGGUAAAAUCAGAAACCAAAUCCAAUUUAAGAAUGUCAUCUAAUGAACGUGCUAAACAAUUAACUUCUAUUUAUCAGUCUCACGGUCAAAUUCCUAAGAAAUCUACCAGCUCUCAAAACAAUAAAUUAAAUGAACGUUUUCCCAGUUUAAUACCCUUAAAAACCAAUAGCCCCCGUUCUCAGCAUAGUUCCUUAUAUGGCCAAGAGAAUUCUUUUCAUAAACCUAAAGAUAAUUUGAAAGUCUACGAUUGUAAAGCUAAAUCAAAAGGCUCUAGUUGUAGUAAUAAUAAUUUAUAUAGCAGCAGUCCUUAUGUCUCGGUUAAUAAGGGAUCUAAACUUUUAAAUUCAAACCCCUAUGAGAUAAAGCCUUCAUUAUCGAAGAAAUAUAAUUGCAAGAGACAAUCUUCUUUAGAGUCCUCCAUACAUAAUCUGCACACUGCGGCUGCGAACAGAUGUGACUUCAAGCCCACGGCCCCCUUGAGAAUGCGUAGUUCGUUAAAAUUACCGCUAAAUGUGAACAUCAAUGUUUUUGCCGAUAAAUUGAAAUUAUUGAAAAUUUAAGUUAUUAACGAUUUGACAGAUUUACGUUUAACACAUUUUAGGACUAUAGUGAGUUUAAUAAUCUAGCCAAAAGUUUAGUCUAAAAUUUAGUCCUUACAUAUAGUUUAUAUAGUCAGUAUAGAAUAGACUUUAUUCUAGAGUCUGGACUACAGUCUAGAGUAUAGUCUGGACUUAAAUCUAGACUAUAGUAUGCGCUAAGGUUUACACUAUAGUUUAUAAGAGUCUAUUUUGAUGUUUAGAUCAGAGUCUAUAUAGUAUAUAUAACUUGGACUACAGUCUAGACUUGAGUUUAUUCUAUAGUCUGGACUACAGUCUACAAACUAUACUAAAAUCUAGACUAUAGUCUGCACUAAGGUCUACACUAUAGUCAAUAAAAGAGUCUAUUCUAAAGUUUGGACAACAUUAUAUUCUAUGAACUAUAAACUAUAGUUUAUAGUCUAUUCUAUAUAGUCUAUUCUAUAGUCAGGACUACAACCAAUACAGACUAUAGUCUAUAAAUUAGUCAAUUUCGUUCCAUAGUCUACAGUCUUUUCUAUAGUCUAAACUGUAAUCUCUAUUCUAUACUCUGGACUAUGUCUACAUUUUUCAAUAGUUUGAAAGUAGAACAACAAGUGUAACUGCCUGACAUAAUUAUGUCUAACAAAUGUUAAGACAUGUUAAUAUAAUAAUAUAUCAACAAUUUUAAACAUUUCUGAAAAUAUAUUAUACAUUUUUUUCUCUUUUUGAAACUUUUGUAAUUUUCAUUUAAAUUUCUGAUUUUUAGAAAAAAAUAUUGACUCAUCUCAAUUCCAGUGGUUACAUUGACAACAAUUUUCCUUACUGGGAGUAGGAAUUUUCAAUUCUGAAAACUCCUUUAAAAGAUGCUUAAACAUGUUGUAAAGCAUCUAGUUUUUUUUAUAAAAUUAUAGAUUUUAUAAAGGUUUUUAAUAAAAUUUAAAAAAGUAAACUAAAAAAAUUUUCAUUUAAAAGUAUAACAAAAAAUUUCGGAGUAAAAUCACUCCGAUUUCGCUGAGAACUAAAAUAUGUUACGAAUAUGAAAAGUUUUAUUAUAUUUUAAACCGUUUAAACUAAAAAUGGGACAAUGGGUUAUUAUUCAAGUUGAAACAAAACUUUUUAGAUUCGAAUAAAGAAGUCUAUACUUUAAAACCGAGUAAAAACUUUUAAAUUUGAAAAUAUUUUAAAACUUUUCAUAAAUUUAAACAAAAAAACUAUAAGAUUUUUAGAAAGGGCAUUUUUUUGGAUUGGGAUUUGUUUUUAUAUAUAUU